AUGCCUCUGCUGAAGGAUCUCAACACCGAGAACAUCACCGAGAACACGAUUCUCACCAACUCAUCUUGUGAAGACCUUCGUAUGAAAUAUUUGAUGGAGCGCCUCGUGUCUCAUCUUCACGACUUUGCAAGGGAGACAAGGUUAAGUACAAGAGAGUGGAUGAGCGGUAUACAAUUUCUCACCGUGGUGGGUCAGACUUGUGAUGAGGUUCGCCAGGAAUUUAUAUUGCUCUCUGAUAUUCUCGGGCUGUCCCUCCUUAUUGAUGCAAUAGACCAUCCCAAGCCACCACACGCCACCGAAGGAACCGUGCUGGGUCCUUUUCACACCCAUGAGGCUGAAGAGAUGUCACAUGGCGACAAGAUGUCGUCGGAUCCAGAUGGCGAACCACUACUCGUUCUUUGUACGCUAAAAGACUCUGCAGGCCGACCAAUCGAGGGCUGUAAGAUUGAUAUCUGGGAGACCGAUUCAACAGGGCGCUAUGAUGUGCAACAUGCUGACCGCAAGGGCCCUGACGGAAGGUGUGUCAUGUAUAGCGACAAAGACGGCAUAUUCUGGUUCAAAGCCAUCAAACCCAUCUCAUAUCCGAUUCCUCAUGAUGGGCCUGUGGGAAAAUUGUUAAAAGCGCUGCGCCGACAUCCUUAUAGACCAAGUCAUAUGCACUUUAUGUUUGAGAAACCGGGAUAUGAUAAUCUGAUCACCGCACUCUAUGCUCGAGGAGAUCCAUACGAAACAUCUGAUGCUGUGUUCGGCGUCAAGGAUAGCCUUGUGGUCGACUAUACCCAAACUGAUCGAGAGAUCGCCGAAAAAUAUGACGUCGAAGAAGGUACUCUGUUGAUGACAUAUGACUUUGUGCUUGUCUCGGACGAGGAAGCCAGCGACCUCCGAGAGCAGAAGUCAAGAAAAGCUUUGGAGGCCUUGGGUCGAAAAGUCAAAUUUUUAGAGGGUCUUCCAGUACCAGACGUUGAUUGA
Endocarpon pusillum Z07020 is the source of this 969-nucleotide messenger RNA. RefSeq lists its product as uncharacterized. Gene Ontology annotation, biological process: catechol-containing compound metabolic process. The record is from RefSeq and is a predicted model, not a curated record. The transcript has 3 exons. The coding region runs from base 1 to 969 and encodes 322 amino acids. Lineage: Eukaryota; Fungi; Ascomycota; Eurotiomycetes; Verrucariales; Verrucariaceae. Gene Ontology annotation, molecular function: ferric iron binding; catechol 1,2-dioxygenase activity.